Molecule: messenger RNA, 2541 nt
Organism: Talaromyces amestolkiae
Lineage: Eukaryota; Fungi; Ascomycota; Eurotiomycetes; Eurotiales; Trichocomaceae
Exons: 1
Coding region: 1-2541 (846 amino acids)
Molecular function (GO): protein binding
Source: RefSeq, a predicted model, not a curated record
AUGAUUACUCGAGGCAAGAGCUGUCUUCGACGCGGCAACUUGUCAACUUUUUUAGAUAAUGUCGCUAUUCCGACAUCAAACGAGCCUUUACACUUCCUGUACCCUCCUCUUGCAAAGAUUCAUUUGAUCCGGGGUCAUACAUCGGAAUCUCGAGCUUGCUUUUCUACCCGACGGCCCAAGUCGCGCGAUCAUACCUGUUUUCGAGAGCAUAACCAAUCAGUUGAACGCAAGUCCCGGAGAUGGCUGAAUCAAGAGAGUUACUUGUCUAGGGGCGGUAAUGUCGAGGAUGUUGAGGUUCGCUCUCGUACAGUGAUUUCCGAUCCCGAAGUCAAGCGUGAUGCCGUCCUCGACCGGUUCGAAGACGGACAGCGAACCAGCCGUCUACAUACAAAUUCUCGUGAGCACGAAACCGGCGCACAUAGUGGAAGUGAAUUUGAAAAUCUCCCCGAUCUGGAAUAUUCGAAUGAGCUCGUGGAACGCAAGAACCUGGGAAUUGAGGACGUUGAAUAUGAGGAUGUAGAGAAUGAAAAUCUCGAUACAACAGAUUCUAUCACAAUUCGGACGGUACAGUCCAAUGCACCGCCUCCUGAAGAAAGGGAGCGGCGUGCUCUGAUGCGCAAACGUGAUGCGGAAGUAGCCCGCAUGUCGGCCCAAGUCAAAACAUCCGCGCUGUCGAAGAAAAUGAGAUAUCGCCAGUUCAUUGUAUCGAAGCCCAAGGCGCAACAUAAGAGAUCUCCCCACUGGACAGAAUUUAUGGCACGCCUGGAGAGGAUGCACAAUGAAACGAUCGUGACACCGAUGAAGGGCCUACGCAAGGAAAUCUUACUACGAGAGGAGACGGUUGCGUAUUUUUCCGGCACUACAAGAUCGAUGGAGAAUAUUUGGUACGUCCGGAUCCGCAACGGGUGCAAGAUCCAAGUGCUAGAUUCUCUAGAGAGUGAGGGGAUUUAUCGCAAAGUGAUUCUUUCGGGUACAAGACGAGUCAUUGAGUUAGUGGAGAAAGAAUUUCAACAAUACGAUGAGCAGAUUCGUCAGUCAGGAUUACCACCUGUCGUUCCCUCAAUGCUCGCUCUACGUCAGCAAGGCGUGAUGACUCCCCUUGUUCGAAGUUGGUGGUAUGCUGCCCCAAACAACAACAACCGUACAGUGGUCUCGGAACCAGCGCCGGGUACCGUGGUGAAUAGCAUUCGAAAGUUCAACAGAUUGGUCGAGCAAUGGGUUUAUUUCGAGCCACCUGUAAAGGGAUACUGGCACGCUACUCGAGUGAAAGACGAGCUUGUCGAUUUGUUUACAAGGCCUGGAAAUAAGCUGUAUCUUUCAUCUAAUGCCUUACAUCUCGCUCUUACUUGGCUGACUGACCAUGAGUUUCUGGAUUCAGCUCGCAUGGUAUUUGAAGCUGCCAAUGUAGUGUCUACUACGAAUACCUUCAAUAUUUUUCUCCGCGCAACGGCCAAACGUCAGGAUCCUUGGUACUUUCGACAUGUUCUCACGGAGAUGGAGAAGGCAGGACUUCAGCCGAAUGGACAUACUUGGAUGGCUUUGUUGAAGUCUCUUGUCUCUCCAGGUCCGAGAAGGCAAUUGAUGAGACGUAUGAAGGAAUUGGGAUUGACAAAAGAUAUAAGGGUGCUCCAUGAUAUGAUAGAACACGACCUCUCCUUAAUGGUGUCCACCUUCCUCGAAGAAGGAAAUGACAUUCAGGCAUUUUUGGAGUCUUUGGAGCAAAACUAUGGCAGCGAUAUUAUUACGACGAACUUGUUUAACGAGUUAUUGAAUGCAGUGUUUCUGAGACGAGACUUUGAUCUUGCGGCGGAUAUCCUCAAAAGCUACGAACGUUUCGGCCUCGCGCCAAAUGCGAGGACGUUCACCGCGGCAUUGCCUGUUUUCUAUCGAAUUGGCCCGGCUGUGGACACCAUGACACCAUAUUUGAGAGAUCAUGAACACCUACUUCACCAUCGCCAUUACGACAUGUUAUUCCUCGAUGCUAUAGCCUCGAAUGCAAUCAACGCAUGUCGAGUUAUUUGGAGAUAUGCUAGCAUGAGAGGGGAAACGAGCCCAACAAUGCGAUACAUCGUUUUAUCUUCUCUACUUGGGAAAGCUACUGGAAGAGGGGCGAAGAAUGUCAUCAAUCCCGAGCACAUACAUCAUCAUAUCGGCGCACUUGUUAUCGGCUUGAAUUAUCCGCAGACACAACCCAUGACGAAGGCUGCCUCGCUGGUCCCUUUGAAAUAUCAAUCAAAUCCAGUAAUCUACCUGCUUCACAAUAGGGACAAAAUGACCGGGUCCGAAAAAAACAAGCUCGUCAAGGCGUUGAUGGAAGAUGAUAUCGACAGAGGCCGUCAAUAUCAGCCUCUCGAGCCAUUUACGGUCAUGCUAGAUGCGGCCGUCAGACUCGAUUCGAGUCCAGAGUAUAGUUGGGACAGGCCCAAGGAAGAAAACUAUGCUGGCAUGAAGAAUUUGCCUACGAUGGAGAUUCUCAAACAUGUUAUAGAUGUUCCUGUAGAACAGGCAUUAAAAUCACUGGCGGAUAAAGCCGGUUUGUAA